AUGGCGGCGACAAACCUGAAAGCACUGCUCAAGCGGCAUUUCGGCUACGACGAAUUCCGGCCCGGGCAGGAGACGAUAAUCAACACCGCCCUGGAUGGGCGCAACAGCCUAGUCGUGAUGCCCACCGGCGGCGGCAAGUCGCUCUGCUACCAGUUGCCGGCGCUGGCGACGGGCGGGUUGACCCUGGUGAUCUCGCCCCUGAUCGCGUUGAUGAAGGACCAGGUGGAUGGCCUGCGGUCCAAUGGCAUCGCCGCCGAAUUCCUGAACAGCACCCUGGACAACCGGACUGCGGCCGAAGUGGAGCGCAGCGCCCAGGCGGGAGUGGUCAGGCUGCUUUACGCGGCGCCGGAACGGGUCAGCAUGCCCGGGUUCAGGCGGUUUCUGGGUACACUGGACCUGCGGAUGAUCGCCAUCGACGAGGCCCAUUGCAUCAGCGAGUGGGGGCACGAUUUCCGGCCCGACUACCGCCAGCUGGCCGAGCUGCGCGAGCUGUUCCCGCAAACGCCGAUAAUGGCGCUGACGGCCACCGCCACCGAGCGGGUGCGGCGCGACAUCGUGGCACAGCUGGGGCUGGACGGCUGCGCCGAGUUCGUGUCCGGUUUCGACCGGUCCAACCUGACCUACAACGUGAAGCCGGGAGCGGGUUCCUGGGAAACUCUCCUGGCGCUCCUGGACGAGCGAAAAGGCCAGUCGGCCAUCGUCUACUGCUUCUCCCGCAAGGAUACCGAGGAACUGGCAGCGCGGCUCACCAGCGACGGGCAUCCGGCGGUGGCCUAUCACGCCGGUUUGGCCGCCGACACGCGCCGCCGGACGCAGGAGCGCUUCAUCGACGGCGAGGUCCCCAUCGUGGCGGCCACCAUCGCCUUCGGGAUGGGCAUCGACAAACCCGACAUCCGGUUGGUGGUCCACCACGCGCUGCCCAAGUCCAUCGAGGGCUAUUACCAAGAGACCGGCAGGGCGGGCCGCGACGGGUUGCCCAGCGAAUGCGUCCUGUUCUUCAACGAGGGAGACCGGGCCAAGCAGGAAUACUUCAUCCGGGGGAUGACGGGAGAAGCCCGCGCCGUGGCGGACCGGCAACUGCAGCAGAUGGUGGACUAUUGCCGCCUGAACACCUGCCGGCGAGGUUACCUGCUAGGUUACUUCGGCGACGCAAUGGCCGGUGGUUCCUGCGGCAACUGCGACGUGUGCCUGGCGGAAAGACAGUCGGUAGAUGUCACGGUGGUCGCCCAGAAACUGCUGUCGGCGGUGAUGCGUACCGGCGAGCGGUUUGGCGUCGCGCACGUAUCCGACGUCUUGCUCGGCAGGAACAUCAAGCGCAUUCGUGAGCUGGAACACGACAAGCUCAGCGUGUUCGGCAUAGUGGACGAUUAUGACCGCGACGGGUUGCGUCUCAUCGCCGAUGGGCUGGUGGAGCGAGGACUCAUCGGACGGGCGGAUGGUCAGUAUCCAACGCUGGGGGUCACCACGGACGGCAGGGAGUGGCUGCGGAAACGCGGAUCCCUGACACUGGACCUACGCGUCGAUGAACCGCCACCCCAACGGGAAACAUCCGGAGAACCUAACGCGGGGAAGGAACGUACCGCGGGGAAAACCAGAGGCGGCGCGAACACGCCUGAUGCCGCAUUGUUCGAGCAGUUGCGGGCGUUGCGCCGGAGCCUGGCUGAUGCAGAAGGAGUGCCGGCCUUCGUGGUGUUCGGCGACAUCACGCUGAAUGGGCUGGCAGCAGCGAAACCGAUCCAUUCGCGAGAUAUGCUGGCCGUAUCCGGCGUAGGGCCGACCAAGUUGGACAAGUAUGGCGAGGCGUUUAUGGCGGUGAUAAGGGAAUAUGUGGGCAGUAUGACACUGGCCGCAGGGGAAAACGCAUCCGGUCGUCCCGUCAACGGUGGCGCGUCUGUAGCUUCAACCCGCCGACCGGCCGGCGACGCCAGCGUUCGAGAGUUGGGCGACACUCACCAGUUGACGCGGCGGUUGUUGCAACAGGGAUUGACGGUUGCCGAGAUCGUCGCGCAACGAGGAUUGUCCCAGGGACGGUGA
Messenger RNA from Geodia barretti, 2034 nucleotides. NCBI's taxonomy places the organism in Eukaryota, Metazoa, Porifera, Demospongiae, Tetractinellida, Geodiidae. The record is from the annotation of a GenBank genome assembly.